Morchella sextelata is the source of this 6867-nucleotide messenger RNA. RefSeq lists its product as uncharacterized. Bases 1 to 6867 code for a protein of 2288 amino acids. Gene Ontology annotation, molecular function: metal ion binding; acetyl-CoA carboxylase activity; ATP binding. Lineage: Eukaryota; Fungi; Ascomycota; Pezizomycetes; Pezizales; Morchellaceae. The transcript is spliced from 7 exons. Gene Ontology annotation, biological process: fatty acid biosynthetic process. The record is from RefSeq and is a predicted model, not a curated record.
AUGGCAUCAGACUCAUCUGCCACCGCGGCGGCCAUCAUGCGGACGACCGGAGCGGCGGGCCAGCCGGGGGGGAAGGACAAGAUAGUGACGCCGAGCUACUCAAAGAAGUUCAAUCUGCCCGCACACUUCAUCGGCGGCAAUUCGUUAGAGGUUGCAGGCCCGAGCGCGGUCAAGGACUUUGUUGCGUCCCACGACGGACACACCGUCAUUGAGAAGGUUCUCAUUGCAAACAAUGGUAUUGCGGCCGUAAAGGAGAUUAGAAGUGUGCGCAAAUGGGCGUACGAGACAUUUGGUGAUGAGAGGGCGAUCCAGUUCACGGUUAUGGCUACACCGGAGGAUCUGCAGGCGAACGCGGACUACAUUAGGAUGGCGGACCAGUACGUUGAGGUCCCUGGUGGCACAAAUAAUAAUAAUUAUGCAAAUGUCGAGUUGAUUGUAGACGUUGCUGAGCGUUUUGGGGUCCACGCUGUGUGGGCUGGAUGGGGACAUGCGAGUGAGAACCCAAAGCUGCCGGAAUCCCUGGCGGCGUCAAAAAACAAGAUUGUCUUCAUUGGGCCCCCCGGCUCGGCGAUGCGAUCACUCGGAGACAAGAUCUCCUCCACGAUUGUUGCGCAGCACGCCGAGGUACCAUGUAUUCCUUGGAGCGGUACCGGCGUCAGGGACGUCGUUGUCGACACGGAGGGUCUUGUUACGGUGGCCGACGAUAUCUACGACAAGGGUUGCACACACUCUGCCGAGGAGGGUUUGGCAAAGGCCCGAGAGAUCGGGUUCCCAGUCAUGAUCAAGGCGUCAGAGGGCGGUGGUGGAAAGGGAAUCAGGAAGGCGGAUACCGAUGAGAACUUUGCCAGUCUCUACAGCCAGGUUGCCAACGAGGUGCCCGGAUCCCCCAUCUUUAUCAUGAAGCUGGCCGGCAAUGCUAGGCAUCUGGAGGUGCAGCUGUUGGCGGACGAGUACGGAAACAACAUCUCGCUGUUUGGCCGUGAUUGUUCAGUACAGAGAAGACACCAGAAGAUCAUCGAGGAGGCGCCCGUCACGGUUGCCAACCCCGCCACUUUCAAUGCUAUGGAGAAGGCCGCCGUACGACUGGGUAAACUUGUCGGAUACGUCUCAGCGGGUACCGUCGAGUACCUCUACUCCCACUCAGACGACAAGUUCUACUUCCUCGAGCUUAACCCCCGUCUCCAGGUCGAGCAUCCCACCACUGAAAUGGUUACCGGUGUCAAUCUUCCCGCUGCCCAGCUCCAGAUUGCCAUGGGUCUUCCCCUGCACAGAAUCCGCGAUAUUCGUCUCAUGUACGGUGUCGACCCUGCGUCCACCGGCGAGAUUGACUUCGACUUCUCAAAGGAAAACUCACACCUGACCCAGCGCAAGCCGGCCCCCAAGGGACACACCACAGCCUGCCGUAUCACCUCCGAGGAUCCCGGCGAAGGUUUCAAGCCCUCCAGCGGUAUGAUGCACGAGCUCAACUUCAGGUCUUCCUCGAAUGUCUGGGGUUACUUCUCAGUCGGUACAGCCGGUGGUAUCCACUCCUUCUCAGAUUCACAGUUCGGACACAUUUUUGCGUACGGAGAGAACCGAGGCGCCUCUAGGAAGCACAUGGUUGUCGCCUUGAAGGAAUUGAGCAUUCGUGGUGAUUUCAGGACUACCGUUGAGUACCUCAUCAAACUUCUUGAGACUCCGGCGUUCGAGGACAACACCAUUACAACAGGAUGGCUCGACGAACUUAUCACAAACAAGCUCACCGCCGAGCGACCAGACACCAUGUUGGCUGUCGUUUGCGGUGCUGUCACAAAGGCGCAUGUUGCCAGUGAGGCGUGCAUGGCUGAAUACAGGACUUCAUUGGAGAGGGGUCAAGUGCCGGCGAAGGACAUUCUCAAGACUGUUUUCCCCAUCGACUUUAUCUACGAAGGCAAGAGAUUCAAGUUCACAGCGACCAGGUCGAGCUCGGAUUCGUACCAUCUCUUCAGCAACGGCUCAAAGUGCAGUGUCGGUGUUCGAGCGCUGUCCGACGGUGGUCUUUUGAUCCUGUUGGGCGGUCGAAGUCACAACGUCUACUGGAAAGAGGAAGUUGGAGCUACUAGAGUGAGUGUCGAUAGCAUGACCUGUCUCUUGGAGCAGGAGAACGACCCCACACAGUUGAGGACACCCUCCCCCGGAAAGCUUGUCAAAUUCCUUGUAGAGAACGGAGAGCAUGUCAAGAGGGGCCAGGCAUUUGCGGAAGUCGAGGUUAUGAAGAUGUAUAUGCCACUCCUUGCUCAAGAAGACGGCCACGUGCAGCUCAUCAAGCAGCCGGGUGCCGUCCUUGAAGCUGGUGACAUUCUUGGUAUCUUAGCUCUUGAUGACCCCAGCCGUGUCAAACACGCUACACCUUUCGACGGCCAGCUUCCCAACUUCGGUGCUCCCCAGGUUGUUGGCAACAAGCCUCCCCAGAGGUUCACUCAGCUUAACACUAUUCUACGCAAUAUUCUCGAUGGUUAUGACAACCAGGUUAUCAUGGCCACCACACUCAAGGAGCUUAUCGAGGUUCUGAGAGACUCUGAACUCCCUUACGGUGAGUGGUCUGCUCAAUUCUCAGCCUUGCACAGCAGGAUGCCGCAGAAGCUUGAUGCCUUGUUCUCCCAAAUCACCGACAGGGCAAAGGCUAGGAAGGCCGAGUUCCCUGCAAAGGCAUUGCGCAAGGGUCUUGAGCGUUUCUUGGAUGAGCAUGUUCAGGCUGGUGACGUUGACCUUUUGAAGUCGGCUUUGGCGCCCCUUACGGCCAUUAUGGAUGCAUAUGCCGAGGGCUUGAAGGCACACGAGCUUUCAGUUUUCCUGCACAUCUUGGAACAUUAUUGGAGCAUUGAGAAGCUUUUCUCUGGCGCAAACACCAGAGAUGAGGACGUCAUUUUGAGACUCCGUGAUGAGAACAAGGAGGACAUCAACAAGGUCAUCCAGGCAGUUCUCUCGCACAGUAAGAUCAGCUCUAAGAACAACCUUAUUCUCGCUAUCUUGGAGGAGUACCGCCCCAACAAGCCUGGAAAUGGACCCAUCGUCAAGUUCUUCCGCCCAAUCCUCAAGAAGCUCACUGAGUUGGACUCCCGCCCCUCUACCAAGGUUGCCCUCAAGGCCCGUGAGGUCCUCAUCCAGUGUGCUUUGCCAUCAUUGGAGGAGAGAGCGACUCAGAUGGAGCACAUCCUUCGUUCUUCCGUUGUGGAAUCAAGAUAUGGAGAGACUGGAUGGGAGCACAGAACUCCUUUGCUCGACACUUUGAAGGAAGUCAUCGACUCGAAGUACACAGUCUUCGAUGUCCUUCCAACAUUCUUCGCCCACGCCGAUCCCUGGGUUUCUCUUGCUGCUUUGGAAGUCUACGUUCGCAGGGCUUACAGGGCCUACGAGUUGCACGUCGUUAACUACCACAACCUGGACUCAGAACCUCCGUUUUUGGUUACUUGGGACUUCCAGCUCCGAAAGGUUGGUGUUACCGAGUAUGGAAUGACCCAGCCAUCAGCUCCUACUACCCCGACCGUUGAGCGCAGUGAAUUCAAGCGUAUUGGCUCAAUCAGUGAUCUCUCAUUCUUGGUUGGAAAAUCCGAGGCCGAGCCUGUGCGAAAGGGUGUCAUUGUUCCCGUCACCUUCUUGGAUGAAGCCGAGGAACUACUUGGCAGGGCUCUUGAACUCAUUCCGCGUGGAAAGGGAGGCAAGAAGACAACGAAGGAGAAGGAAGGCCACAUGCCUAGCCUCGAGGGACGCAGAAAGGCACACACCCUCAGCGCAAUUGAGAUCGAUGAGGAGGAGAUUCUUUCAGCAGUGUGCAACGUUGCAGUCCAGGAUGCCGAGUCUAUGGAUGACAAGGACCUUAUGGAGCGGAUUCUCCCUCUCAUCAAUGACUUCAAGGCCGAGCUUCUCUCGCGCAACGUCAGAAGAAUCACCUUCAUUUGCGGUCACAAGGAUGGAUCCUACCCAGGUUACUUCACCUUCCGUGGACCCGAGUACAGGGAAGAGGAGAGCAUUCGUCACAUUGAGCCCGCUUUGGCUUUCCAGCUUGAGCUUGGCAGAUUGUCGAACUUCCAGAUCAAGCCAGUGUUCACUGAGAACCGCAACAUCCACGUCUAUGAGGCUUACGGCAAGGAGGUCCAGAGUGACAAGAGAUACUUCACCCGUGCUGUUGUCCGAGCUGGUCGUCUGCGGGAUGAGAUCCCUACAGCGGAUUACCUCAUCUCCGAGACUGAUCGCUUGGUCAAUGAUAUUCUUGACGCUUUGGAGAUUAUUGGAAACAACAACUCUGAUCUCAACCACAUCUUCAUUAACUUCACCCCAGUAUUCCCUCUGAGCCCCGAGGAGAUCGAGCCUGCUCUUGGUGGAUUUAUUGAGAGAUUUGGAAGACGUCUUUGGAGGCUUCGUGUCACCGGCGCUGAGAUCCGUAUCAUCUGCACUGACCCCAAGAGCGGACUUGCUUACCCACUCCGUGUCAUCAUUCAGAACGUUUCCGGUUAUGUCAUCCAGGUCGAGAUGUACGCAGAGAGAAAGACUGAUAAGGGUCAAUGGGUCUUCCACAGCAUUGGCUCCAAGCCCGGCUCCAUGCACCUUCGUCCAGUCAACACCCCAUAUGCUGCUAAGGAGUGGCUUCAGCCCAAGAGAUACAAGGCCCACCUUAUGGGAACUCAAUACGUCUAUGAUUUCCCCGAGCUCUUCAGGCAGGCAAUCCAUCAAAGCUGGUUGAAGACCGCAAAGAAGGUUUCUGCUUUCAAGGAGAAGGUUCCUCAACUCACAGAGUGCCUUGACUACAACGAGCUUGUCUUGGAUGAUCAGGGUGAUCUCACGGAAGUCCAGAGGGAGCCAGGUACCAACACACACGGUAUGGUCGGUUGGGUAGUAACUGCAAAGACCCCCGAGUACCCCAAGGGCAGGAAGUUCGUCAUCAUUGCCAACGACAUUACCUUCAGGAUUGGUUCUUUCGGACCUGCGGAGGACAGAUUCUUCCACAAGUGUACCGAACUCGCCAGAGCGAUGGGUGUUCCUAGGAUCUACCUCUCUGCAAACUCCGGUGCAAGAAUUGGUAUGGCCGAAGAGUUGAUCCCCCACUUCUCUGUUGCCUGGAAUGAUGUCGACAAGCCUGAGGCUGGUUUCAAGUACCUUUACCUCACUCCUGAGAUGCACAAGAAGUUCGCGGACAGGAAGCAGAAGACCGUCAUCACAGAGCGGAUCGUUGACGAGGAAGAGGAGAGAUACAAGAUCACCACUAUUGUUGGUCAGGAGGAUGGUUUGGGUGUUGAAUGUUUGAAGGGAUCGGGUUUGAUUGCUGGUGCAACUAGCAAGGCUUAUGAGGACAUUUUCACGCUUACUCUUGUUACUUGCCGUUCCGUUGGUAUCGGUGCCUACUUGGUCAGGUUGGGUCAGCGUGCAAUCCAGAUUGAAGGACAGCCUAUUAUUCUCACUGGUGCCCCCGCUAUUAACAAGCUUCUUGGUCGUGAGGUUUACACCUCCAACUUGCAAUUGGGAGGCACCCAGAUCAUGUACCGCAAUGGUGUGUCUCACUUGACUGCCAACGAUGAUUUCGAGGGUGUGCAGAAGAUUGUUGAGUGGAUGUCAUACGUUCCUGAGCGAAAGGGUGCUCCUGUGCCUGUUUCUCCAUCUAACGAUACCUGGGACCGUGAUAUCACAUUUGUGCCACCACAAAAGAACCCUUACGAUGUCAGAUGGCUUCUUGCCGGUAAGGAUGAUGAGGGUCUCUCCGGUCUUUUCGACAAGGGUUCCUUCCAAGAGACUCUUAGUGGAUGGGCCAGAACCGUCGUUGUUGGUCGUGCUCGUCUUGCUGGUAUCCCUGUCGGUGUCAUUGCUGUCGAGACCCGCUCAGUUGAGAACAUUACUCCUGCCGACCCUGCGAACCCAGACUCUACUGAGAUGGUUACUCUCGAGGCUGGUCAAGUUUGGUACCCCAACUCUGCAUUCAAGACCGCACAGGCCAUCAACGACUUCAACCAUGGAGAACAACUUCCCUUGAUGAUCCUUGCCAACUGGCGUGGUUUCUCCGGUGGUCAGAGAGAUAUGUACAAUGAGGUCCUCAAGUAUGGUUCCUUCAUCGUCGAUGCUCUCGUCAAAUACGAGCAGCCUAUCUUUGUAUACAUUCCUCCUUACGGCGAGCUUCGUGGUGGAUCUUGGGUUGUCGUUGACCCCACUAUUAAUGCUGAUAUGAUGGAGAUGUACGCCGAUGAGGAAGCCCGCGCUGGUGUCCUCGAGCCCGAAGGUAUUGUCAACAUCAAGUACCGCCGUGACAAGCAGCUCGACACCAUGGCCCGCCUUGACCCCGUCUACGGUGACCUGCGCCGCCAACUCGCCGACAAGAACCUCGCCCAGGACGAGCAAUCCACCCUCAAGGUCAAGAUGGUCGAGCGCGAGAAGCUGCUCAUGCCCGUCUACGGACAAAUCUCUCUCCAAUUCGCCGAUCUCCACGACACACCCGGCCGUAUGCAAGCCAAGGGUGUUAUCCGUAUGCCCCUCCAAUGGAAGAACGCCAGACGCUUCUUCUACUGGCGUAUCCGCCGUAGAUUAAACGAGGAGCUGUUCUUGAAGAAGAUGGCGGUUGCGGACAAGGGCUCCACCAGGACUGAGAACUUGGAGAGGUUGAAGAUGCUGAUUGUUGCGGAUGGCGAGAGUACCUUGUUUGAUGAGAACGACCGCUUGGUUGCGUGCUGGUAUGAGGAGAACAGGAAGGAUGUGCUUUCCAAGAUUGAGGGUCUGAGGCAGGACGGCGUCUCAAACCAGGUUGCAUCUCUCAUCCAGAAGAAUGGCAGCAGCGCGUUGAAGGGUGUUGCUGCUGCUCUCGGCAAGCUCGGUGAGAAGGAGCGUGAAGAAGUCCUCAAGUUACUGGCUGGGUCAAAGAGUCCAUAG